Aegilops tauschii subsp. strangulata is the source of this 765-nucleotide messenger RNA. RefSeq lists its product as uncharacterized. NCBI's taxonomy places the organism in Eukaryota, Viridiplantae, Streptophyta, Magnoliopsida, Poales, Poaceae. The record is from RefSeq and is a predicted model, not a curated record.
UCCACGCACCCGAUUCCAACUGCUCGCGCUCCUCGAUCUCUCUCUCUCUCUCUCUCUCUCUCAUGGCGACAGCAACCACAAGUCCACCCAGCGGCCCGGUGCUCUCCAUACCCAGCUACCGCUCCGCCUCGCCCACCCGCGUCAAGCUCGCCGGCGGCAACGCCAACGGCGCCACCCGCUCGCGGAGCAAGUCCGUCAGCGUCUCCUCCCCGUCGUCCACUAGGAGCCGGCGGUCCUGCAUGUGCUCCUCGACGAACCACCCGGGCUCGUUCCGUUGCAGCCUCCACAAGGAGCGCAAGCAGGAGGCGGCCCCCGCCGGGAGCAGCAAACCGGCUUCUCCUCCAUCCAUCCGCCGCGCCUGCAGUCUAGGCUCGAAGCGCAUGGACAGCACUCAGUGUGCCCGCCGGGCCCUCGCGCCGUCCCCCGCCGCGCAGCAGUCGCAGCAGCGGAGGCGCGCGGGCGGGUUCCGCCCCAGGCCCAGCCGUCUCUCCACCGUUUCCGUGGCCGGCGAGCGUCCCAGCGACAACUACCAGUAAACAAAUCAACGUCGACAUGCCAUAGCAAGAUACUACAGUUAGAUGCUUUUGAGUUUUGACCCAAUUUGACUCGGACCUGGUCAGUUUAGCUAGCCCGUAGCAGUAGGUGGAGUGAGCCUCUUCCUCCUCUCUUGUGUAAUCUGUACAUGCAGUGAGCUCGUCCUCUGCUCUCCGUGGUGUAAAACGGACGCCCUUGGUUUUGGAUAUAACUACAUGAGUUAUAAAUUCA